Molecule: messenger RNA, 3395 nt
Organism: Cynara cardunculus var. scolymus (artichoke)
Lineage: Eukaryota; Viridiplantae; Streptophyta; Magnoliopsida; Asterales; Asteraceae
Product: vam6/Vps39-like protein
Exons: 12
Coding region: 78-3104 (1008 amino acids)
Biological process (GO): endosomal vesicle fusion; autophagy; vesicle-mediated transport
Cellular component (GO): membrane; cytoplasm
Source: RefSeq, a predicted model, not a curated record
CAGCAAUGCGAUGUCGUUUGAGUGAAUAACCUGACACCGUAGAAUUGAGAGAAUUUCAAGGACGAUCACCGGAAAAGAUGGUGCACAGUGCAUACGAUUCACUCCAACUAUUCAAGGAUUGCCCUACGAAGAUCGACGCGGUCGAAUCCUACGGCUCAAACCUACUCGUCGCUUGCGCCGACGGAUCUCUACGAAUCUACGGUCCAGAAUCCUCCACCUCAUCUGCUGACCGAUCUCCGCCAUCCAAUCGUCAUUCUCAAACCCUAGAACUGAAGAGGGAACCGUAUGUGUUGGAACGAACUGUCAAUGGCUUCUCCAGGAAACCUAUGUUGGCUAUGGAGGUGUUGGGGUCCAGAGAACUUUUGCUUUCUCUCUCCGAGUCGAUUUCUUUUCAUAAGCUCCCGAAUUUGGAGACGCUAGCGGUGAUCACGAAGGCGAAAGGAGCUAAUGCUUAUUCGUGGGAUGACCGAAGAGGGUUCUUGUGCUUUGCUAGGCAGAAGAGGGUUUGCAUUUUCAGACACGAAGGAGGGCGUGGAUUUGUGGAGGUGAAAGAAUUUGGUGUUCCAGAUACAGUGAAGUCAAUGUCUUGGUGUGGUGAAAAUAUAUGUCUGGGGAUUAGAAGAGAUUACACAAUAUUGAAUGCCACGAAUGGUGCAUUAUCGGAGGUCUUCCCAUCGGGGAGGAUUGCUCCACCUUUAGUGGUGUCUCUGCCAUCUGGAGAACUUCUUCUAGGGAAGGAUAACAUUGGAGUGCUUGUGGACCAAAACGGCAAGCUCCUUCAAGAGGGCAGGAUUUGUUGGUCUGAGGCCCCGAUAUCAGUUGUCAUUCAAAAGCCUUAUGCUACAGCGCUUUUACCAAGACAUAUCGAGAUACGUUCUUUACGAGUCCCUUACCCAUUGAUACAAACGGUUGUUCUUCGUGAUGUUCGCCGUAUUCACCAAGGAAACAGUGCUGUAAUUGUUGCCCUAAACAAUUCUAUCUAUGGAUUAUUUCCUGUUCCUCUUGGCGCUCAGAUUGUACAAUUGACAGCAUCUGGAAAUUUUGAGGAAGCCUUGGCUUUAUGCAAAUUGCUUCCACCAGAAGAUUCAAGCCUUCGAGCUUCAAAGGAGCAGUCAAUUCAUAUUAGAUAUGCGCAUUAUCUGUUCGAAAACGGCAACUAUGAGGAGGCCAUGGAGCACUUUGUGGCAUCUCAAGUAGAAAUAACAUAUGUGCUCUCUUUGUAUCCAUCUAUUGUUAUUCCCAAGUCAUCUGUGGCAGCUGAACCAGAUAAGUUUCUGGAUGUGACUGGGGAGGCGUAUUUAUCAAGAGCCUCCUCUGGUUUGUCGGAUGAUAUGGACUCUUCUUCACCUUCUCAUCUACUGGAUUAUGAUGAGAGUUCAGCUCUCGAGUCCAAGAAAAUGUCUCACAAUACUUUAAUGGGCCUGGUCAAGUUCCUGCAGAAAAAGAGGAGCAGUAUAAUCGGAAAGGCAGCUGCUGAGAGAACAGAGGAGGUUGUCUCAGAUGCUGUUGGGCACACCUUUGUUUCUUAUGAAACAGGCCGCUCGAAGAGAUCAAGCAAGGGCAGAGUUAACAUUCCCCUUGACUCGGGUGCUAGAGAGAUGGCAGCAAUAUUGGACACUGCACUUCUGCAGGCCCUGCUUCUGACGGGACAGGCUGCUGCUGCUUCGGAUUUACUAAAAGGUCUCAACUACUGUGAUGUGAAAAUAUGUGAAGAGAUAUUGCGAAACGGAAAUCAUUAUGUAGGUUUGUUAGAGCUUUAUAAAUGCAACUCACUGCAUCGUGAAGCACUCAAACUUCUCCAUCAGCUGGUUGAGGAGUCCAAAUCAGAUGAACCUAAACUUGAGCUCACCCAAAAGUUUAUGCCCGAGAUGAUAAUUGAAUAUCUUAAACCUCUCUGCGAGAUUGACCCUAUGCUUGUUCUGGAAUUCUCAAUGCUUGUUCUUGAAAGUUGUCCGACACAAACCAUUGAGCUCUUCCUGUCUGGUAACAUUUCUGCAGAUUUGGUUAACUCGUACUUAAAACAGCAUGCUCCAGGCAUGCAGGCUACAUACCUAGAGUUGAUGCUCUCAGUGAACGAAAACGGAAUCUCUGGGAACCUGCAAAAUGAAAUGGUGCAAAUAUAUCUUUCAGAAGUGCUUGAUUGGUAUGCUGGUCUCAUUGCUCAGAAGAAGUGGGAUGAGAAAACUUAUACCUCAACGAGGAAAAAGCUCUUGUCUGCAUUGGAGGGUAUUUCAGGAUAUAGUCCAGAGGUUUUAUUGAAGCGGUUACCAACAGAUGCUCUAUUUGAAGAGAGAGCAAUCUUACUAGGAAAAAUGAACCAACACGAACUUGCAUUGUCCAUAUAUGUUCAUAAGCUUCAUGUUCCAGACCUGGCACUGUCGUAUUGCGAUCGGGUGUAUGAGGUAGGACUUCAUCAACAGCCUGCAAAAGCUCCUGGCAACAUAUACCUCACUCUACUGCAAAUCUAUUUGAAUCCACAUAGAACGACAAAAGACAUCGAGAAGAGAAUCACUAAUCUAGUAUCAUCUCCACCUGGAUCCAAUUCCAAGGUUGGUUGGACAUCUGUUAAAGCUAAAGCAAGAGGUCUAGGUAAGAAAAUUGCAGAUAUCGAAGGUGCAGAAGAUACCAGAAUCAGCCCGAGUGGCACAGAUAGCGGAAAAAGCGAUGGUGAUGCGGAUGAUCCUAUCAACGAAGGAACUUCCAACAUCAUGCUCGAUGAGGUCCUUGAUGUAUUGAGCCAAAGGUGGGACCGAGUCAAUGGAGCACAGGCCCUGAAGCUUUUACCUAAAGAGACUAAGCUACAGAACUUGGUUCCUUUUCUUGGACCUCUGCUGAGAAAAACCAGUGAAGCCCACCGCAACUUUUCCGUGAUCAAGAGACUCCGAGAAAGCCAGAACCUCCAGACUAAAGAUGAACUCUACGGCCAAAGAAAAACGGACGUGAAGAUCACAGCCGACAGCAUGUGUUCCCUUUGCAACAAGAAGAUCGGAACCAGUGUUUUUGCCGUGUAUCCUAAUGGAAACACAAUCGUGCACUUUGUCUGCUUUCGGGAUUCCCAGAAUAUGAAAGCAACCGGAAAAGGUUCAUCUCUACGUAGAAGAUAGAAUGCAUUUAGUAACUUGGAACCGAAAUGAGCCUUCGUUUUAACAACAAAACCGAGUUCGAUACUCCCAAAUACAAACCCGAAUCGAUCCUGAAACUCGAAAAAAGGGUGAUUUCUUAAGAUAUUGUAUAGGCAUGGAAGUUGUUUUGUAAAAAGGUAAUUCCUUCUAUGAAUGAAUUUGGUUAGUGUGGGAUUGAGAGUGAUGUGAAAUUUGUAUUUAUGAACACAUUAAUAUUAUUACUGGAAAGUUUCCAGUGUAAUGUAGCCUCCAUUGGGUACUACUUUUGUUGCA